AACUCCAACCGUCUGAGAAAACACACGGAGAGGAUGAGGAGUGAACACAGACAGAAACACCUGAUGAAGUGUGACGUCAGAGUGCAGAUAGAGAGGGGCGGAGUCACACAGGCCGUCAGAGGAGUCCUGAACAGGUCAACAGGACGCUCCGACAGUCGCAUUAAAUGGAAGACGAUCAAACCUCACCUGCAGAAGGAGGGGCGGAGCCUGGCGGCGUUUUUCUGCGGACUGCUGUUGGCGUCUGUAUACGGGCUCACGGCUCUCUUCCUGCAGAAACAGCCGCUGUGGUUCUGCGUGUACACCACCAUCGCCAUGGCCGCCCUCGCAGCCUUCGGUUUGGGUCUGUCAGCCGGCGUCCGAGCCGACGUCACGGUGAUGCUGCCUUCUCUCUGCUCAGGUCAUGGGCGGAGCUUCCUGCUUUUCCUGUUUGUCUCGGCGCUGCUGUCCGGUCCGCUCACCAACACGCUCGAAAACACAGAGCGAGCCGCCGCCAGUCUGCUGUGUGGAGCCGAGCUGGCAGCCAAUCAGACGCAGGAACUGAUGCAGAGAUCAGCCACGCCCCUUUUCUCGGCGUUGGACAAAAUCAGAGAGAUCAGCAGUAACGCUCACGCCGUCGCAGGAAGAGUUCAGAACUUCAUCCACACUCUGACCGACAGCGUCCGCCAUGUUGCUCGCACUCUGAGGAACGUCCUUCACUUCCUGGUGGACAUCGGGGACAAGUGUAACGCCAUACUGGGCUCCCCGUACAGGAAGUGCCGGGCAGUGUUCCUGGAUGCCCAGGCCGACUGCUCCGACCUGCUGGGAGAGUUCAACUUCCUGUGUGACAUCGUGGACGUCUUCCUGCCGCUCUGCAGCCUCGCCCGUGCCGGCGAGCUCUUCUGCACCAUCCCCUCCUACAUCGCCGGCCAUCUGAAGAAACGCCUGGCAGCCCCGACGGUCGCAGCGUUCCAGCGACUGAAGCGAGAGUUCGACUUCAACAUCUCGGCCUCGGUGAAGUUCGACCUGGACGCCAACAGCAGCCGCUCUCUGCAGCAGGUGUCCCGGGACAUCAUGGAGGAAGUCUCCUCAGAGCUGCACCUGUUUCAGACGCUGAGCGCACCGCUGACAUACGGCGGCCUCGUCCUGCUCGCCUGCUCCUACCUGAGGGCGGUGCGGUACAGACGUAGGUAUCUCUCUGACCUCGACUUCGAUAACGUCUACAUCAGCGCUCAGUUUGAAGAGCUCGACCGUCAGCUGACCUCAGGGGGUGGGGCCUCAGUUCUGCCAAUCACACGCCUGGAGGCCAAGACCUACAUCACACCACUGUCGUUUCACCUGUCUGGACGCGAGUGGCGUGCGGUGCUGGCGGGCGUGGUCUCCGUGCUCAGACACCUGGUGAUGGGCGGCCUGCUGGUGGCGCUGGACUUCCUGGUGUUCUGGAUGCUGGAUCAGGUGCAGAAUCAGGUGAAGGGGGACGUUGUGGCCAGAGCCCCGGUGACGGUUGCUGUGCAGGUGAACGGAUCGGGUUACGCCUCAGACAUCUUCAAAGACCUGGUGACGUCGUUUAACAUCCUGCAAGGAGGAAACAUCACCGUGAUCAGCAGGAAAUGUCUGCUGGCGCCGUCAGAGCCCGACUACAGCACCUGCUUCACCCUCGGGUUCCUGUUGGGUCUGUCUCUGCUGGUCUCUCUGAGUAGGGGGUUCAUGCAGCGCUGCAGACGACUCGCCUGUGCUUCAUAUCAUCCACACAGAGAGCAGGAGAGGAUCCGGUUCCUCCGACAGCAGAUCCUGGACCAGAGGUGGACGCUGGGAAAUGUCCUGAGGAGGUCUGCAGCCCGGAUCAGAGCUGACGGAGGAGGAGGAGGGAGUCAUCUUCAAGCUCUCCUGCUAAGGUUACCUGGAGGGGUUCACCUGUCUCACCUGCUGGGUCUGUCUCUAGUUACCUGUCUGGCAUGUGGUGAGGAGGUGAGACAGGACGAGGACAACAUGGCCGCCUGUGACGUCCCACAGUGUGCAGGCGUGUUCUGUCGGCCAUGUUUCCACAGUUUGGGAAACACGUGUGUGGCCUGUGAGCGACCUCUGACCUCGCAGGAAGACGGCGAGGAAGAGCUAGACUCCAGUGAUGACGAGCAGCUCGACUCCACCCACAGAGCCACGAGGAGGGGGAGGGGGGCGGUCUCCAUGGCAACACGCCCAAGACCACGAGAGAGCGACACCGGUGUCUCCCCGGACUCUAAGCUCAGUGAAGCAGACAUGACGUACCAGGACCGACCCGGGUCAGACGACAGUGAACCCGACACCACACAGGACGAGACGCUCCACAGGGUCAUCACCCACACCUGAGUGUCCCCAGAACGUCCAGGACUCUCCAGGAUCUCCAGGACUCUCCAGGAUCUCCAGGACUCUCCAGCAUCUCCAGGACUCUCCAGGAUCUCCAGGACUCUCCAGGAUCUCCAGGACUCUCCAGGACAGGAGGAAGUUUCUCUUUUCAAUGAAACAAAAAAAUGUGAAAAUAAAAGUGAAACCUGCUUCAUUUCAAACUGA
Messenger RNA from Labrus mixtus (cuckoo wrasse), 2523 nucleotides. RefSeq names its product DC-STAMP domain containing 2 (gene dcst2). The coding region runs from base 34 to 2322 and encodes 762 amino acids. The record is from RefSeq and is a predicted model, not a curated record. Gene Ontology annotation, cellular component: membrane. The transcript has 16 exons. Lineage: Eukaryota; Metazoa; Chordata; Actinopteri; Labriformes; Labridae.